Molecule: messenger RNA, 1568 nt
Organism: Galeopterus variegatus (Sunda flying lemur)
Lineage: Eukaryota; Metazoa; Chordata; Mammalia; Dermoptera; Cynocephalidae
Gene: SRFBP1
Product: serum response factor binding protein 1
Exons: 8
Coding region: 46-1335 (429 amino acids)
Biological process (GO): maturation of SSU-rRNA
Cellular component (GO): 90S preribosome; nucleus
Source: RefSeq, a predicted model, not a curated record
GGAGUUCACGUGCGAGCAGCGGCGGAUCCACUUUCUCUACCUACCAUGGCGCAGCCAGGACCCAUGAACCUCAAUAACGAGGUUGUGAAGAUGAGAAAAGAAGUGAAGAGAGUCCGAGUUCUGGUUAUCCGAAAACUUGUCAGGAGUGUUGGCAGACUGAAGUCAAAAAAGGGUACUGAAGAUGCACUGUUAAAAAAUCAAAGACGGGUACAACGAUUGCUUGAAGAAAUCCAUGCCAUGAAGGAAUUGAAACCUGAUAUAGUAACUAAAUCUGCUCUUGGGGAUGAUAUCAACUUUGAAAAAAUUUGCAAAAAGCCAGAUUCUACUGCAACUGAAAGAGCAAUUGCCAGACUAGCAGUACACCCUCUUCUGAAGAAAAAAAUAGAUGUACUAAAAGCUGCUGUCCAAGUCUUUAAAGACGCAAGACAAAAUGUUGCUGAAGUUGAAUCAUCAAAGAAUGCUUCAGAAGAAAAUCAUUCUAAGGACACUUUGUCUUCAAAUGACGAUACAAGUAAGUUACAGCAUGAAGGAACUAUUAUCAGUGGCCAAAAAGUGAAAGAAGCCAAAAUACUGGCAAAGAAACCGAUAAAUAAUUCAAAGAACAAAGUAACCAAGAUGGAACAUGGGCCCAAAGCAGUAGACAUUCCAAAUUCUUCAUUAAAGCCUUCAGAAAAGGAUUCUGUGGGUCUCUCUUCACUCCAGAGAACUCCUGCUGACCCCAAAAUUAAAACAUUAAGUCAAAUCCAAAAAAAGAAAGUGUCUAAUAGUUCGCUUGGUGAUGACAGUGAUGGCGAAAAAGAAUUACAUGAAGAGGAAAAGGAGUAUUUUGAUGAUAGCACAGAAGAAAGGUUUUACAAACAGUCUUCCAUGUCUGAGGAUAGUGAUAGUGGUGACGACUUCUUCAUUGGGAAAGUCAGAAGGACACGGAAGAAGGAAAGUAGUUGCCAUUCUUCAGUUGGGGAACAAAGACCCCUCCAAAAAGUGAUACCCAAAGAAGAUACACAUGAAACUCACUGGGAUGUAAGAAGUGACAAAAACAAGCCAAGUACAGAAGCCAGGAAAUUAGAAUCAGUGUUUUUCCCCUCUUUAUCUGGAUCUAAAAGCUUGAGAAGAGAUUACAGAGAACAGGCUCCAAAAAGCAAAACCCUAGAUUUUUCACAAAACAUAUCUCAGAUCAAGGAUCAAUUUAAUAAGAGUGCACAAAGAGGACUUGAAAAUACAAAACAUCAGUUGCAGCUGCCUCUUCACCCUUCAUGGGAAGCGAGUAAGAGGCGAAAAGAACAGCAGUCUAAAAUUGCUGUGUUUCAGGGGAAGAAAAUUACAUUUGAUGAUUGAUCACUGCCUCUUUUUGUGAACUUUUCUAUCUAAGAAUUAUUUUCCCAACUUGUAUUUGAAUAAGUCUGUUUGGAGGGGUUAUAGAAUGUUUGUUUUUGUCUUUUUCUUUUUUAAGUGAUUUAGAGUUAUGUUUACGUAAACCUUUCACAAAUCAAAUAUGUACUUAAAUUGAUUUUUUGUAUUUUGCUGCAGACUAUUUCCUCUAUAAUAAAAUUUGGGGAUUAUAGUGACUU